Molecule: messenger RNA, 549 nt
Organism: Closterium sp. NIES-65
Lineage: Eukaryota; Viridiplantae; Streptophyta; Zygnematophyceae; Desmidiales; Closteriaceae
Source: the annotation of a GenBank genome assembly
AUGAGUUGCCAUGGUGACUUUCCCAUUCCUUCCCCUUUCCCUCCCUUUCCCUUCCAUUCCUUUCCCUUUCCCUCCCUUUCCCUCCCAUUCAUUCAACUUCCCUCCCAUUUCCUCCCAUUCCUUGCCCUUCCCUCCGCUCCCCUCCCCUCCCCUUCCCUCCCCUUCCCUCACCUCCCCUCCACUCCCCUCGCCUCCCCUCCCCUUGCCUCCCCUCCACUCCCCUCCCCUCGCCUCCCCUCCACUCCCCUCGCCUCCCCUCCCCUCCCCUCCCCGCCCCUCCCCUCUGCUCCCCUCCCCUCCCCUCCCCUCCCCUCCCCUCCACUCUCCUCCCCGCCCAUUCGGUGCACAUCUCUCCCCCACCCGCCAGUGUCGUCUCUAUAUAGCCAGCGCCACUCCGCCCCGCCUCUGCGAGUGUGGGAGAGGCGCCUGCGUAGCGGCGCACGAACAGAAUCGAGACUCCCCUUACGGGUCCUUAUGAUUCCCACUUUGUUCUGUUUCCCUUUCAUGGUUGUGCGUGGGAGCAGCAUGCUCAAACUGCAAGGUCCCUAA